AUGGCACCAUCAGAAACUAAGGAAGCUGUCCAGCAGCAAACACCCAUCGAAGCAGCAAAGGCAGCCAUCAAGGAAGUGGCCAAGACCGCUGAAGCUGCCACCGAAAACAAGCCACAGUACAUCAGAGAACCUCUUAAGCUUAAGGGUGUUUUGGAUCAGUACAAAUCGUUUGAGGUUACUCCUAUCAUUGGAAAGGAGUUCCCUGACGCACAAAUUACCGAAUGGUUGGCAGCAGACAACGCUGAUGAUUUGAUCCGAGACUUGGCCAUCACCAUCUCGCAACGUGGUGUUGUCUUCUUCCGUGCUCAAAAGGACCUCACCAACGACCUUCAAAAGCAGUUGGUCCAAAAGCUUGGUGAAUUGUCCGGAAAGCCUUCCACCUCUACUUUGCACAUUCAUCCCAUCAUCAACGCAGACAGGGAUGUUAAGGUUGCUGAUAAUGAGAUCAGUGUCAUCUCUAGUGAGCUAAACAAGAAGUUGUACUCAAAGACCUCUUUGGUACUUACCCAGAGCGCAGCUGCAGGAUGGCACAGCGAUAUCACUUUCGAACCCAUCCCAAGUGACUAUACUCUUCUCAAGCUUGUUGACCUUCCUUCAACCGGUGGUGAUACUCUUUGGGCUUCCGGAUACGAAGUCUAUGACCGUAUCUCCAAGCCCUACCAAAAGUUCUUGGAGAGCCUCACCGCCACCUAUGCUCAACCUGGUUUCAACCAGGCUGCUGCAAACAACGGAUUUGAGCUUUACGAUAAGGAACGUGGUGCCCCUGAGAACGUUGGAUCAGUUCUUGAGGCUAUUCAUCCCGUCAUCCGUACCAACCCUGUAACAGGCUGGAAGAGUGUUUUUGCAGUUGGUUCUCACUGCGCAAAGAUCAACGAUUUGAGUGAACGUGAAUCAAAACAUCUUCUCGACACUUUCAGAAACCUCAUCACUGAGAACCAUGAUCUUCAAGUUAGACACAGGUGGUUGAAUAAGCACGAUCUUGCCAUCUGGGAUAACCGUAGCGUUUACCAUGCUGCUACCUUUGAUUACGAUGAGAAGAGAACUGGUCAUCGAGCUGUCGGUCUUGGUGAAAGACCUUACUUUGACCCAGCAAGUGUCUCACGCCGUGAAGCUCUUGGUAAAGAUGCAACUGUAGCAUAA
This is a messenger RNA of Umbelopsis ramanniana AG, 1140 nucleotides long. RefSeq lists its product as uncharacterized. Bases 1 to 1140 code for a protein of 379 amino acids. Gene Ontology annotation, molecular function: 2-oxoglutarate-dependent dioxygenase activity. The record is from RefSeq and is a predicted model, not a curated record. Gene Ontology annotation, cellular component: cytoplasm. Lineage: Eukaryota; Fungi; Mucoromycota; Umbelopsidomycetes; Umbelopsidales; Umbelopsidaceae. The transcript is spliced from 4 exons.